ACUGUUGGUUGGCCGUGCUCUCGGCUGGUUGUUCGCUAGUUCGCUGGCCAUCCGUUUGUGCGUGUCCGUGUGUGUAUGUGUGUGAGUGCGCGUGUGACUUGUCAUGUUGAGGUGUCCAUUUGCCAGCAGGAAAAAGUUUACCCCCACCAGACAUUACGGCUUCCCGAUUGCGUGAAGGAGCGGGUGCGCCCCCUUCUGCCGGACCGCCAUAUUGCAUAUACCGCGGACAUCAAACGCCACGAGUGGCCUCUAGCAAAUCUGAUGGCGCGUGCGGGACCUUGUCGGUGAGCAGCGUUCUUCGGGUAUGAAGGGUCCCUUGGUGCCGCGUUGAUGGUGCAGCGGGGCAUCUGCUCCGGUGCGGCGGCGACGUCAUGAAUGACGCCGCGGACGACGAAGGGGGCGCCGGCGUUGACGCCAUCGCCCUCUACCUGGCCCAGCUGAACCAGCGCAUCCGGCGAGGAUGCACGGCCCACGUGGACCCAGCGGGGCGCAUUUACUACAUGAACCACGAGACACGGACGUCAUCGUGGCUGCCCCCCGUGGACUCGUGGAGCUCGGCGUGUACGGGGCUGCCCUACGGCUGGGAGGCGGCCGUCGACAAGAGCGGCAGGACGUACUUCAUCAAUCACGUGAGCAAAACGACCACCUAUGAGGAUCCUCGUAAGGACUACGAGGAAGAGCCGCCCCCGUCUCCUAGAGAAGUGGAGCUCUUCCGGGACCCACAGCUGGGCUUUGGCUUUGUGGCCGGCAGUGAGAAGCCAGUCAUUGUACGCUUCGUGACGGAAGGUGGUCCUAGCGAACACAAACUCCAGCCUGGGGACCAGAUUCUCGGCAUCAAUGGCGAAGAUGUCAAGAACGCGCCCCGGGAGCACGUGAUUGAGUUGGUCAAAUCAUGCAAGCUCUCUGUCAAGCUGGUCGUCUGUCAACCUCAUGUGAACAAUACAACACGGAAGUCAGCCCUCCUAACUGCCGCAAAGAAAGCAAAGUUAAAGACAAAUCCAUCGAGGGUUCGUUUUGCGGAAGGUGUUGUCAUCAAUGGUUCACCUCUUUAUUGUCCAUCUACGUUCGAGUCCUGCGUUCCCUUUCUGCCCAAUGUUAUGAAAGUGUUUCUUGAAAAUGGUCAAACCAAGUCUUUCAAGUACGACAGCUCAACUACUGUGCAGGACGUCCUCAACUCUCUCCAAGAGAAACUCUCUGUGAAAGCCAUGGAGCAUUUCGGCCUUGUAGUGGAACACAUCAAGUCAGUUCGUCGGAACAAGCUCACUCUCCUCGAUCCAAAGGACUCUCUGGCAAAGAUUGCAGCACGGCCUGGUGCUCACCACUUGCGGUGCUUGUUUCGAGUUGCCUUUGUGCCGCUUGAUGCUUACGACCUGCUGCAAAAGGACCCUGUUGCCUUUGAGUACCUCUUCAUGCAGUGCUGCAAUGACAUGGUUCAGGAGAGGUUUGCUCCCGAACUCAAGUACGAUGUGGCCCUCAAGCUAGCCGCCUUGCACAUCCAUCUGCACGCGCUCAGCAGUGGCAUCCAGGGCAAGGUCACCAUCAAGUCAGUCGAGCGGGAGAGUGGACUCAAGCGGUUUGUGCCUGGCUCGCUGCUAGAGACAAUGAAGCGAAAAGAGCUGCGCAAGCUGCUGAGUCACUUCCUCAAGCAGAACCAGGCGGCGCUUUGUGCCCCUGGACAGAAGCAGCUCACACCCCUGCAGGCCAAACUGCACUACCUCAAGGUCAUCAGCGAGCUUUCCAGCUAUGGCGCCAAGGUGUUUGCCACCAGCACCAAGGACUCAAACACGGAGACGGGGAUAAUGAUAAGCCCAAAGUUUGGAAUCAGCCAGAUCAACAAUGCACGCGGAACAGUGCCUAUUCAACCUGUAACGUUGGCUCAAAUAGAAGAGGUGUCCUCUGUCACAGUCACGAGGGAUGAUGACCUUGUCUGCAAUAUUGAGAUCAACAUCAAAGACCCAGACAAAGAGAAUCUCAAGUUUGGACUUGAUGACCACGAGACAGCUGAGCUGGUGUUCAUCCUCAAGGGGUACCACAAACUGUUGGCAUCACGAGACCUUCCUGUUCACUGGGAGACGGAGGAUCCUUGGAAAGUCGAGACGGCUCCGUGCUUCCAUGGAACUCACAUUGUGUGCCCAACACCCUGGAGCUAUACACCUUCGGAGGAGACUCCAAAUGGCCCAGUGGUGAAGAGCGUGGACCUGUCCCUGCCGCCCCCAACUUAUGUUCCCUGUGAGCUUCCCGACCGCGGCAUGUCGCGAAGCAGCUCGCGGGAGCAGUGCUCUCUGGUGGCCCUGUCCAACUCGGUGGACCAUAACAUGAACGAGACAAGUCCUUUGCAGCCGCUCAGCCCGAGCCGGGUUCUUCGCUCGCCUGUGCUCGGUGCCAGCAAGCUGGAACAACGUUCCCUGCUGCUCACAUCCAAUGGCCACCAGCAGGCUUCGGACUCUGCGUCUUCCACAGCAGACGACGACUCGGAGGAACGAUCAGUCAAGUUCGACAUCAUGGACGAUGACGAUGAAGAGGAGGAGGAGGAGCCUGUUGUACUUGAAGUAAAGAACGAGGAGGUGCUGCGUCGGGUGUCAGAGAUGCGGCGUAUGGUAGCAGAUGCUGAGAGCUAUCUGUCUGACAGCAACCGGCCACCAAACCGGCCACCACUUCCAGCCAACGAGUCGACCAGCAGUGACGAGCGUGAGACAGCCGGCCCCACAAUCCGUGCAGCCGACUCGCUCUUGCUGCUCACGCAACUGGAUGACGUGUCAGAAGCGCUUAACGAAGUUGCAGCUAUGGCUCCAGAUGAAGCAGCGAGUGAGUCAGACACUGACAGCUUCAGCACGCCAACGCAGAGCCCUCUCCACCGGACCUCGAGACUGAUUGCAACGACCGAGCCGUCUGCUCCAAACAAGCGUGGACGCAGUGGCUCCAGUUUUGGCCUUCACAGUCCGGACAUGUUGCCAGGAAUAGGAUCCGGAGACCGUGACCUCCUCGAGUUGCUCAAGCAGCUGCAGUCAAACCCUGACAUCCAGCUUCCGUUCGAUGAGGGAACGUUGUACUUGGACCCAGACAUUAUUGAUCUGACCAUGAUUCCACCUCCGAUGACACCUGAUGCAGAUGCCAUGGGGGAUGUCCCAGGCACGCUGGACGUGCCUCCAAUGCCUUUCUCAGACCGUGGUCUCCAGGGUCAUGCUGCCUUGACAAACUGCACACUGCCGGCUACCGACACCGACCAGGUCGACUCGGCACGUGUAGUGGCCGAAUUGGAUGACCUCUGUGAUGCGCUGACAGAGAUGCGUGCGUCGGGCAACGAGCUGGGCUGCGAUGCCAUUUUUCAGCAGCUGGGCUGCCAAGAUCUGGAGAGUUUCAUCGCGAGUGUGACUGUGCCCCCGCCCCCAACGUUAUCGGAUGACAUGCCCCCAAUGCUGCUGCCAGAUGGCGAUGAUGACAUCGCUUCGUACAUUAUUCCACCACCACCCCCUAGUUGCGAUGAAGAGCAGAACGAAGUGCUGGCCCGUUUUGAGCGUGCCUCCGAGGACAUGCGCCGCAUAAUAGGUGGUGCCAGUACGGCAGCCAACAGUCCUGCCAUGGAGCCACCUGCAUUUGAGAGCCUCAAGGUGCUGUCGUAUGGCAGCCUGCUCGAGCCCGCCAACCCACCAAAUCCCACAGUGAGAGAGCGGCGAGGUUCUGAUGAUAGCCACACGUAUGAGAACUGCGAGCUUUCUAGAGGGCUGCAGGAAACACACUCGGCCCCGCAAUCACUUCAGAAUGGGCUUCACGAGUACGAAGAUGUGGCUUUUGGCAAACCGCGGGUGCCACCAAGACUGCGGAGGGUGGCAGGCGGCGGCGGUAGCUUUGAUUUGGCAGCAGCUGGGACGGCACCAAAGCGAGACCGUACAGGGAGCUGCGACAACAUCCAGGUUUCUGGAAGUUCGCUAGCCCAGCGGCAAGUGGCUCGGUCACAUUCGUGGACGAAUCUCCAGGGUCCCACGAGCCCAGGUUUGAAUAGAAAAGGAACAACAGGAAAGCCUCCACUGCCUCCUGGUCUGUCCCUUUUACAGGAUCAGCCAAAGCAGCCACUGCCAGGUGCUUUGGACCAGGCUGGCUUUGCACGCUCUGGAUCGGCCAGCCCCCACUCUUCUUCGAGUCCGUUGGCCACACGGAGGGCAGGGUCGCUGCGCGCCGGCUCUGUUGGCCGGGCCGGUGGCCGCCAUUUGAGCAGCAGCUCACACGGGCGCUAUCACCAGCGCAGCAGCUCUCUCCACUCAGAAUCUAGCAGUGCUGCCUGUCUCCUGAACGGAAUCAACGGCUGCACCUGCUCUCCACUUAGUUCGGGCAGCCCGCCAGCAGCCUGCCCCAGAUGUCAGGCUGCAGGCGAUGCCGGCAGCUCAAAGCAGCCUGCAGCAGACUCUCCUUUUACGCGCGCACAGGAGGAGGUUUGCGGAAUGGUGCUACGGCUCGAAAAUGCCCUCAAGGCUGGGGACGCUCGAGGCGACGUUGCUACCUCGGCUAGCGAUAGGCACGCCAGGGAGGCCCUGCUUGCCAAGUCGCGUCAGUUUGUGACUGCUUCCAAGGUGUUUGUGCGCAGUGCAAGCGAGAACUCUGAGCAAGUGACCGCGCAGCUGGCCGCGUGUAUGUCGCUGCUGGAUAGCAUGUGUGCAGCUGCUGAGCAGCUGGCCCUCUCUGGCCCCGCCUGGGCAUCCCUGGUCGAACAAGUCAAAGCAGUGGCAGUGGCAUACGCACGUGCCACCGGGGCGGUUGAUGGUGCCACCGUGGGUUCACUCAUGCACCAAGCAACAGACCUGGCUUCAACACUGACGGCACUCAUGCGGACUCUUCGCUCACUGGACAGCUCCUAAUGUGGCCUCCCUUUUUGUUUUUGUUGUUGCCCUUUCUCUCCCCUUGCCUGAGGCUGCUUCCUUUCUCCGCUCUCGGCCCACUUGAAUGGCCUAGAGCCGUUCUCACAUUAGGGCGCUCUCUCACAACUGCAUUUACGAUAGCCAUAGAAUAAGCUGGAAGAAAACGAAAGGUCGAAGAGCAAGAGCUCGGCACCUGCUAACACAUCUGCACUGGCCAAUGCUGCCCCGACGUUUUCCUUUCAUGGUGAGGAAACGUUGCAACAGUGGUGCUACCACAUCCUGCUUUAAGCUUUCUUUUUCCCUCACACGGCCCAUAGGGACCAAAAUAUAGUCCAUCAAUCAGCUCAUUUUGGUCUUCUGGUGCAAGCAGAUCUCGCUUGGGCAGACGAAGUGUGCCUCCAUACAAGGUGCACCAUGUUUCAGAAGAAAUAUAGUCAGCAGGCUUUAUGAGAACAAGGUGCAGCUGUGGGUCACAAUGCUCAGGAAUGUCAUACAGGAUGCUGUGCACAUUUGUGAGCCCGACGAUUGGCGUUGUGGGGGAGCACACAGAUCGUAUAUGGCUUGUUCCCACUACUGAGUUGUUCCUUUUUUUGGCAGCCAUAAUAUUUUUUUAAGGAACAAGAGCGAACGCAAGUUCCCCACCAAGCUUUUGCAGUACUGUUGUAAGCGAAAGAAUGCAAGGAAGUGUUCUCUAAAGCGACGUGGAUUGGUGUUUGGCUCAGAUUGAAGCCAUCAAGGAAUUCCAUGAUUUGCAACUUGCAAAAUAAGUGCAGUUUCUGCAAUGCUGUGAGUUUGGUGAGCAUUCAAAUUCAUGGGCCAAAUCCUGUGCAUGAUGAAGUUUUUUAACAGAGCCAUGCAGCAGCGCUCGGGUAAUAUCAGCAAGCGUAAAUUCUCGAGGCUGUACUAAAAAACAUUUUCAAGGACAAGAUAUUGCGUAUUGGCUGGAGCUGUGGAACUCGGUGUAAGCUUAGUAAUCAUUUAGCAGGCAGGGAACGAUCUCCGUAAUUUUUAUAUCGCAUAAUUAGCAUAAGGAAAUACAGUACAAGCUAACACCUCACACACCAUUAGUGUAAAACAAACUUCAUGCGAUAUCCAUUCACACUACCACUUAAUACAGUACUUGCGAGCUUUUCCACUUUGCGAUAUCCCGUCGUAAUGCAUUUGUUGAGUACAUCAGGAAUUAAGGGGGUGUCGUUUUCAUGUUGAGGAUCCGAAAGCAUUUACAGUCUCGCGAACCACUAACACUUCCAUGUUGGCUUAUUGAUAAUUACUUUUGUAGACCACUGAACACACAUUUCAACAUGGCUUUCAAUGCCCUGAAUUGGAAUUUGAUGCAUUAAUUUCAGCUGAUGACACCUUGCAUAUUCUACAAGCACCACCAGAAGCAUUGAAAUGUCAUCCAAUGUUCUGCUUUGUAGGGAGGCACAAUGCUGGAUGUUGCACCAUGUAAGCGUGAAAUUGCCGUUGAAAGCUUCGUUGUACAGCCCUCAGACAUCUGCCGAUCGCUGCUGCAGCUCUAAAAUCUGUGCACCCCAAAGCUUGUGAGCCUUCCAUUUAUCAGCGUGGUAACGCGACAAUUGUUGGCCAGUGUGUGCUGCUGUCUGUUGCACGUGCUGUUCUUUUUCUUUUUUAGUGGCUGUAAAAUUGUAGGAUUCAGCACAGGACUACAAGAUAGGGAGAUCACAAAAGGGAAACCAUAAACGAUACUCAAGCUUUUAUCUUUUUUUUUUUUUACAAGUAUAUUAAGAAUGGGAUGUCCAAGCUUUUUUGUUUUACUGUCCACUAUCUCACAGAGUUGCCUUGAAAAACGUGUCAGCCGACACGCAUUCAUACACAUGUACGAUAUGUAUCUCUUGAAUGUUGCAGAUAUAGAAAAUAGGUCUGUCAACCUCGUACAAAGCUUUUGCGACAUGUCUCCAGCCAUGGUGGCCACAAGAUGAAAGGAAAAGUGUCUCAGCAUUGCCAUUUCUUGAGAAAGCUUUUAUAGAACAAGUAAAUGCAUGCAGGUGGACAAUUUCAGUCCCGAUGGAACGCAGGCACCGCAUCUCAGUUGGUCUCGUGAAAUGAUCAAAGUUUCCACUCUGAUGCUGAUAUGUUAGUUAAGCACUAGCUUGUUCAGUUCUUUCAAAUCUGUGGAGGCAUGCACAUUCAACAGAGUGAAAUAAUGAAUCACUGCAAGCAUCCAAACAUGCUAAGCAGCCAAGAGUUGAAUAUUACUUCCAAGUUGAAUGGCUGAUCACGCACCCUUGUUGUAUUUUUAAUCACUAACUCUUUAACUGCUGGAAUAGACUUGCAAGGUUGGGCUCAAGGCAAGAACUGUUGACGAAACAUGGCAUUUCGGUGAAACAUGGACAAACAGCACAUAUGAGCAUGCAUGUUUUCUUCCAGCAUGUUUCACAAAUUCUCUAUUUUUUGCUCAAGACCUUGUCCCCAGUCAUGGAGCUCGCAAAUCUACCAUUCUUAUGGCUGUAUGAAUGAGGUCCAAUAUUAUCUGACAACAUUAAAACUAAAGUUCUUUAAUGUAUAACAAAAACACACAAACUUUUGGUUGAGGAAUAAGGAUUAUAAACAGGGAUAAGGUGCCUCAGAAAGGCUGGCCAACGUUUCGAUAGGAGGACCUAUCUUCGUCAAAGGCGGCCUUCGUCAUCCUCGGCGGGUUAGUUUUAAAGGGUUAGUUGAGUGACGUCACGUCGAUGUCGGCUGUGGCUGGCUGUAAAGGGAGAGGCUGUAAAGAGAGUCUCUCCCUUUACAGCCAGCCACAGCCGACAUCGACGUGACGUCACUCCACUAACCCUUUAAAACUAACCCGCCGAGGAUGACGAGGCCGCCUUUGACGAAGAUAGGUCCUCCUAUCGAAACGUUGGCCAGCCUUUCUGAGGCACCUUAUCCCUGUUUAUAAUCCUUAUUCCUCGUGUGCUACUCCAUUAGUCAGCCACCGUUUUUGAUUUUAAACUUUUGGUUGAGUGCACAGGAAACAUCACAGGUACUAACUAACAAACCCUCGAGCAGCAUCCUGGGCACUUUUUACUGCUAAUCUCGUGUCCAUCAUGGCCAACAUUGGAAAAAAAAAAAGAAAGACAAAAGAAAGAAGGACCUUACUAGAUGUUUCAUUUUCUUUUCACAAAAAGUGCUCGCGAAAAACGAAUAUUUCUGCUGAUAUACCUUCUCAGUGGAAUGUAUUGUUGAACGCCCAAGUUUUAUGUUUGUGCGAGAACUUCUAGAUAUAUUUGUUGUUACCGUAGUUCAGCUGGCUCAUUUUCAAGAAAACUUGUUAUAACAGAGCAUUUAAAUGGCAUUUUGUACGUCGAAUGGAAGAGGAGUUCUUCCUGUGUGUUAUACACUCUUUUUGGUUUUUUUGUUGUGGUGCAAUUUUUUUGACGUGCAAUUUUAAACAUGGACAGAUGCUCGCGCUUUUAAGGGAGUUUUCGUGCAAGGCCAGCAAUACAAGACACCAUCACAGAAUCUCAAGAGUCAGAAAAAAAGAAAACUAUCUGAGCACUGAUAAUUUCACAUUCUCAUUAAGCCUGGUCGGGGCGGGGGUUGUAGCAAUAAAGAACAUUACCAAGAGCUGGCUUGUCAUCGCAGUACUGCAUUGAGAAUGAUCCACAGUAUAUCUCACAAUUACAGGAAGAGAGAGAGAGAGAAAGAUGUUGCUGUUGUAAUAAGAUGUAUUUUUCUCCUGUGUAGUUAUAUGUUUGUUAAAAAGCUGUCAUUUGCAUGUACCAGAUAAGAUGAACAAAAUAAGCCCAGGGCCCUUGCAUCGUUAGGUGCGAGGACCAUGACACCGGCAUUUUUUUAACAAUUGUUGAAUGGAAGUUGCUCAUGUCAAUCCCACAUGUACAAUAACAAAAAAAAAAAGGAGCUGGGACAAACACACACACACAAAAAAAAAUGUGACACACAUGGAAGAUACAUUCAGCUUUUUAUUUCAAUAAUAAAGACUUUUAAAAACAAA
Molecule: messenger RNA, 8805 nt
Organism: Dermacentor silvarum
Lineage: Eukaryota; Metazoa; Arthropoda; Arachnida; Ixodida; Ixodidae
Exons: 22
Coding region: 372-4850 (1492 amino acids)
Cellular component (GO): cytoskeleton
Molecular function (GO): protein binding
Source: RefSeq, a predicted model, not a curated record